This is a messenger RNA of Aspergillus mulundensis, 3039 nucleotides long. Its product is annotated as putative importin 13. NCBI's taxonomy places the organism in Eukaryota, Fungi, Ascomycota, Eurotiomycetes, Eurotiales, Aspergillaceae. The coding region runs from base 1 to 3039 and encodes 1012 amino acids. Gene Ontology annotation, biological process: protein import into nucleus. The transcript has 4 exons. The record is from RefSeq and is a predicted model, not a curated record. Gene Ontology annotation, cellular component: cytoplasm; nuclear membrane.
AUGUCCAUGGACCACUCAGAUCAGGCCUGGGCCAUUGAUGGGGCAAGAAAGCUUGUUCUAGAGCUCUAUGACCCAACCAACACGGGCAACCCCGCCAAAAUCAAUGAGAUUCAGGAGCUUCUCCAGAAUCUUCAAAAAGGGCCACAUGCUUGGGUCAUAGCGAAUUGUCUUCUUGCCGAACAGAGUCCAGAUCUCAGGUUCUUCGGAGCGCUGACCUUCACCGUCAAAGUUAACCAUGACUGGCAUAACCUAGCUGACAACGAUGCUUACGAGCUUAUUGGGCGGUUAAUAGACCAUUACGUAUCCCUAGUUAGUGGAGGGGAGCGUAUCGUCAUACGAAAAUUGGCUUCAACUCUUGCAACCAUCUUUCUGAAGACAAAUGCACCUUGGACACGCGCUAUCUUGAGCCUAGGUGCUUCUCUGGCCAACGGCAAAAACGUCCCUGAGGAGCAAUGUGCGUCAGUUAGUCUGCAAGGUAUUCUUCCAGCAUUGUCUGAGAAUCAGGUGACCGCGCUACUCUACUUCUCAAAAAUCCUAGCAGAGGAGAUAGGCCGUUCGGGGGCUGAAUCGCGGAAGCCUGAAGACACUCGUCGCAUCUCCGAAAAUCUUCAAGAUGCGUUCUUGCUCGCGGAAUUUGUUCUUUCCCAGAUACUGACGCAUAACGCUUCCGGUGGUUCUGUGGCUAACGAAAUUCCGGGAACGGAGGCAAUUAAUUCUUACCAUUCUUGGAUUUCAGUUCGAAGCUCGCUUCAAUUGCAUGAUACUAUUUCCGUCCCACAGUUGGUGCCCGCCACAAAUUGUGUGAUUGGAAGCCUGAACAUUUCCUCUCUAUCGAAAACUGCCGCGCACAUUCUGACGGAAGUCAUGAGUCGCCGUGAGAGUGUGCUAUCGCAAAAUCAUACUAAUGCUAUACUAGAAUACGUUAUUAGCGAUGUUGGUACGGCGCAUAUUGCCUCUUUGAUGGAGGGUGAUUUUGAAGAUGAGAACAUGACAUUCGUUGAACUACUCCUAUCAUUGGCGACGCGAAAACAGACUCAACUCUUUUCUCAAACACUGGAUGAUAAACACGAAAAAGUGCUUGCUUUGGUCCAUACUCUGUUCAAAUCACCUGGGUAUGCGGCAGUGGAUGACGCCGCGUCACCCCUGGCUCUCGAAUGGUGGACUGAAGCUGCUGACGACCUCCAAGAUAGCUUUCUAGACUCUGCAGAGCAGAAGGGCCCCGAAACUGCCAAGAUAAAUCUUGCCCGUGCCGCUCUGGACUGCUUCGAGAAGCUCAAGUACCCUACACCAGAAGAGUUGCGAGAUUGGAGUGAUGACGAGCGCGCUGAAUUUGGGUCCUUCCGGCGAGAUGUCUGUGACUUCCUGCUUGCGAUAUAUCCCAUAUUAGGGGUAGAUCUGGUGCAAGUAUUUCAAGCGCACGCACGUGCCUCUCUCACAAACCAAGAAUGGAGAACAUUCGAGGCUGCUAUCUUUUGUAUUGCCCAGCUUUCCGAGGCAGUUGACGAGAACCAGCACGCUGAUGAUUGCCUGAAUGCGAUAUUCUUUUGCGACGAGUUCGCCCGAUUGUGCGAAGAUAAUGGGAGUACGAUUCCAGGUAAAGCUCGCCAGACACUGGUAGAUAUGCUCGGAAAAUAUCGGUCAUAUUUUGAACGCACCCAGGUCUUGCUUCCUCGAGCACUCACAUUUCUGUUCGCAUCUCUGAACUUAGCGUCAUGCGCCCCGGCAGCCUCAAAGUCCAUAGCGCAUCUCUGCAACUCGUGCCGCGAUGCUCUCAAAGUUGAGCUGCCCGCAUUUAUCGGCCAAUUCGAGCUAUUUCGAACCAAGCCUACUGCCACCACCCAAACGAUGGAGAGGGUGUUGGAGGGUAUAGCUGCCAUAAUUCAAACUCUUCCUGCAGAUGAAGAAAAGUCUCAUUUCUUGGAAGGAAUUCUGAAGUUUUUCUUGGAACAGGCAGAGAUAGCUCGGACUGAGGGUGCACAAGGGUCUGUAGAGCCUGCCCGCAUUCGCGGUCAUAUGGUCCUCCGAUGUCUUGCGAGUAUAGGAAGGGGCCUAAGGACAGAUGAAGUGGUGGACCUCCAUCAAGAUAAAGACCAGGGGCCAUAUACGCCCACAUUCUGGAACACAGGAAAUGGCGCUGUAUCACAAAAUUUGAUAAUGCAAUGUAUGCGACUCCUAAUGACGGACUUUCCGUUUGACGCCGCCAUCAUCGAGGCGGCCUGUGAUGUUUUCAAGGCCGGUUAUACGGAGAGCACAGGCCCGUUUGUUUUCCCGCCCUCGUUGACAGUUGACUUUGUCAAGAGCAUCCCACUGGGCACUCCCGGUGCUGACAUGGUGAUGGGCACGGCUUCUGCCUUCCUAGCCUCCCACAGCGCACACCCACAGAAGGUAGGCGAGGAGGCUGUCGCACUGAUCCUCCAUGUGUACGACACUUUCUGCUGGGUGCAAGAGAAGCCGGAACUCUACGAUCCGGAACUUGCCAACAGUGGUCUUGACUUUCUUACCCGCUUGCUCCCUAAAUAUUAUCCUUUCCUCUUCGCACUUACAUAUACACCUCAGGGAGCCGGACAACGGCCGCCGGUCAUCCAAGCAAUCUCAAAUUUCACCCUCAUCUCGCUCCAAGGACCGGAACCUAUCCCUCUCCGCUCUGCGUCCCAAUUCUGGGUGAGCGUCCUGAAUCUUCCCAAUGAUGCUCAGGCCGUACAGCAAACGAUUCAGGAAUACCUGCCAGCGCUUUGUCGUGUACUUAUUACGCAAUUGGCGGGUCGUUGUGCUCGAUCGGAUAUCGAGCAUCUCACAGAUGUGCUCAGACGAAUUGUCUUCAAGCAACAGGGACAUGCACGUCCUCAUCUCACCGCCGCUUUGGCGGACCUGGGGAAUGAGCAGCUCGGCCAAGCCCACGGCCAUAUCCCUUCUCCAGAAGAGAGACAGCGCUUCCUCCUAUCGGUAUUCGCCGCACGAGGUUCCAAACAGCAGACUCUCCAAUUAGUACGUUCUUUCUGGGUCAAAUGCCGCGGCGCUGGCUUCGAUUAUACAGGGUAG